UUCGCCGUCGUGGGCCUCCCCGCGCGCGGCGAGAUCUACGUGCUCGGCGGCGUGGAGGAGGGCGGCGACAAGGCCGUGAGCAGCGUGGCCGUCUACAGCGCGGCGACCAACGGGUGGGGGCAGGUGGCCGGCAUGAGGACGGCGAGGGGCUACAUGGCGGCCGGCGAGGUGGGCGGGCGCGUGGUGGUGGCCGGCGAGGACGGAGAGGCGGAGGUGUUCGACCCAGAGGCCGGUCGCUGGUCGCCCACGGCUCCCCGUGGCGGCGCGGCCGUGGCGAGGUACGACGCUGCGGCGGCGGGCGGCAAGCUGUACGUGACGGAGGGGUGGGCGUGGCCGUUCGAGCGCGCGCCGCGGGGCGCGGUGUACGACGCGGCGGCGGACGCGUGGUCCGACAUGGCGCGCGGGAUGCGGGAGGGGUGGGCGGGCUCCUGCGCCGUGUCGGGCGGCCGGAUGUACAUCGUGGCCGAGUACGGCGAGUGGCGGCUGAAGCGGUACGACGAGCCGCGGGACGAGUGGCGGAUGGUGGCCGGCGGCGGGAUGCCGCAGGAGGUGCGGCGGCCGCACGUCGUGGCGGGCCAGCUGGAGGAGGUCGGCGGCGGCCGGCGCAGGAUCUACGUGGUCGGCGCGGGCCUCGACGUCGCCGUCGGCACCGUCGUGUCCGCCGCCAACCACGGCACCGGCACGGAGGAGGAGCGGGUGGAGUGGGAGGUCGUCAAGGGCCCCGAGGAGUUCGUCGGGCUGGCGCCGUGCAACGCGCAGGUCCUCUACGCCUGAGCCGCCAACCAAGCUCGUCGGCGCCAGGCACCGGCGGGGGAAAGGGAAAGGAGACCCGACCCUGGGCCCGCACGUCAGCCACCAGCGCCU
This is a messenger RNA of Triticum aestivum (bread wheat), 864 nucleotides long. Its product is annotated as F-box protein AFR. The record is from RefSeq and is a predicted model, not a curated record. Gene Ontology annotation, molecular function: protein binding. Lineage: Eukaryota; Viridiplantae; Streptophyta; Magnoliopsida; Poales; Poaceae.